AUGUGUAUUGACUAACCCAGCUGACAAGAUGGUGGAUAUCAAAGUUGUGAAGAUCCUGGUGAUAUUUCUACUGUUUGUGUUUACAUUGGCUCUCGGACUGUUACCGUUACUGAUUAUUCGUUGCAUAAAGACACAAAGUGCACGAGGAGUUAGUUUCCACAAACAGAUUUGUUACAAACGGACGUUAAGUAUACUGAGUUGUUUCCCAGCUGGUGUUUUCUUAGCCACAUGUCUGUUGGAGCUUCUCCCCGGUGUCAGGAGAGAUCUGGAAAUGGCACUGGAUGCUCUAAAAUUGAAAACGGAAUUUCCUGUUGCGGAGUUUUCUAUGGUAUUGGGGUUCUUUACUGUACUAACAAUUGAACAAACAGUUCUCAUUCUAAAGGAAAGAAAAUCAGAGCGUAUUCAAAUGAAUCAUCGCCAUUACGAUGACAGCAAGACACCACUUUUGAAUAAUGAAACCACAGACAUUCAUGUCGAAAACAGCGGAUUCAAUAAGUCCGUCGUAACUAACCAUGCAACCUCCGACACAAGUGACGAGCUCAACCGAGUUUCUAGGUCUCAAGCUUUGGACGGAGAAAAGAGCAACGAUAGUCAUAAAAUUUAUCUUCAUCAACAUUCCAGUCUCAGACCUGUGCUUUUGUUGCUUGCAAUAUCAAUCCACUCAUUGUUUGAAGGACUAGCAGUUGGUCUUCAAAAGAAAACAGAAUCUGUUCUGGAUAUAUUCACAGCCCUUCUACUACAUAAAGGAAUUCUCAGCUUCAGUUUGGGCAUGAGUCUGGUUCAGAGUAAACUUUCUAAGCCUGCAAUAAUAAGAUCUUUAUUCAUAUUUGGAUUAUCUGCUCCAGUUGGAAUUGGGAUUGGAAUCGGUAUAAUAGAUCUGUGGGAUUCAGAAGUUUCAACAUUUGUGCAAGGCAUUCUCCAGGGUAUAGCCUGUGGAACAUUUCUUUAUAUAACAUUCUUUGAAGUUCUUCCUCGUGAAUUCAGUUCGUGUGACAUAAGAUUAGUGAAAGUGAUCUUUUUAAUGGUAGGAUUUUUUAUAGUGACAGUAAUAAUGUUUCUGGAACUCGGGUAUGGUUAA
Molecule: messenger RNA, 1078 nt
Organism: Ylistrum balloti
Lineage: Eukaryota; Metazoa; Mollusca; Bivalvia; Pectinida; Pectinidae
Product: zinc transporter ZIP1-like
Exons: 1
Coding region: 29-1078 (349 amino acids)
Biological process (GO): zinc ion transmembrane transport
Cellular component (GO): plasma membrane
Molecular function (GO): zinc ion transmembrane transporter activity
Source: RefSeq, a predicted model, not a curated record